AUGUCGGACAACUCCAAUACAACAUCGCUGGUGCCUCCUGAACCAGAUGAGCAAGAUGCGCUGCGCGAACUGAACCGCUCUCCUCAUCCUUAUCACCAUCAGAGCUCGGAAUUGCCGCAUGCAUCGGAGCCUUUGAACCCAGGCAAUGUGUCCCCACGACCAGAUGAUGAUGCUGCACCCUCGUCGCCGACAGCUUUUCCAGCGUUUUCGAAAGAGUCAACACCUGGAAGUGAGAGCGGGACAGAGGCCGAUGAUGAACAUUUUCUAAAGGGGCUCCCGGCGCCGAGGACCAAGCUCCAUAAGGGAUUGAGGGAUCAUGACGAGCCCAUAUCUGGUCUGACGACUCCUGUGCCGUCACCGGCCACAUUGGAAGAAGAUCAUAUACAGAGCAUAUCACAAAGACUUUCGUCAAAGGAAGAUCGGACCAAGGAGCGGCCGCUCGACGUUUUGCGACGAAAUAAGGUUUUGGUGCGCCGUGCGACUGAAGUGGCCAUUGUCGCGUCACUAGGGUAUAUCGUGGUAGCCAGCUACCACGUCUCGCCGCUGUUGCGCACUUGGAGAAGAGAUUUCCAAUUACUGGGUCUGUUAUACUCGGCACUGUUGGUUCUGUAUCCACUGAGAGUCGUGGCCUGGUCGUACAGAGCAAGACGAACGUCAACCUCAAGAUGGAUUCCACUCCGAAUACCAACCAACUUCGACCCCGCCCCCUUGUUAUACCCUCCAGCAAUCACCACCUUUGUCUCGCUCUUGGUUGCCCGAAGCAACCCAGGAACCAUCCUGCCUAGCAUAGUCUUGAGCAUCAGCUCCUUGCCGCAGGCGUUGAUACCCAAAUUCGAUCCGAAUGCCUCUUACGACACGCUGCACUGGGCAUUGUCAUGCCUGCCUCUCAUCUGGGGCCCCGGGAUGGACCCAUCUAGAUUCGACUCAACAUAUUCCUUCUUAUCGACCGAAGCAUUGGUCUUGUUAUACCCAGUUCACCAAACCCUGUGCAUUGUUUUGCACCACCUUACUACAACUAGCCUGUUGACGGCCGAGCUUCAACUGUUAUCUAUUGCAUUGAUCAACUUACUAAUACUGUCAGCGUCGCCUCAAGCAAAGAUUCUCAAGGGUGUCUUAUGGGGUGGUGGCCUGGCUGUGCUUGUGUUUUGUGGACCAGUCAUUAGAUGGGCCAUUGCGCUGGCGCGAGUUCCCAAAUGGCGGUUUAGACGACCGUCGAGUACACAAAAGUAUUGUUUAUGGAAAGACGCUCGCAAACUAUUUUCUUGGCACCGGAUCAAGAGUGAUUUAGUGGCCGGAACUGUAUACGAAGACAGCUACUAUGAGACAGCAUCAUCGGUAGACGAAGAGGAUGACAUCCCAAUCUUCCGGGGCCCUCUCCGGGUCCAAACCAUCGGACCUAUCGCUGAUGCUAAGAACAAAAUCGGCUCUGUUGGUACCUCGGGCGUGGCUUCACCCGACGACAUCAGUGGCGGCAUCUCCCGACGGCAUAGUAUGCCAUAUGCUAACCAACACCGAAAACGAUCGACACAUACUCCAUCUGGUCGACGAAAGCGAGCCACAUCACUUUCAUUGCGUCCCUACAUCAGACUAACACAAGGGCAAGCUACUGUGCGGAAAUGGGCUUACGCAGCAUAUGUGCAAUUAACCAUUGUCGGAAUCAUACUGGUCGGCGUGCGGACGUAUGUCGAGAAAUUUGUGCUCAACGGCCAGGAACCAAUUGGCUGGGCUCUGGGCUAUCUGUUCGGAAACUUACCAUGGUUUCGAUUUCAAGUUGUUAGUGCCAAUCUUGAGCGGUGGAUUUGUCUGCCUGCGCGAUCCGCAGAAAAAGAAUGCCAUCUUGGCUGGGUCCAACACCUACGACACGACGACUUUGGCGAGGCCAACACCCGUCUAAUUCUCAGCGCGUACUGGCUUGUCAUUAUCCUCUUUGGCCUAGUUGUCGUGUUUCAACUCAAAGACACAUACGAAGUCGAUACCCGACGCAAAGUAUUCCACUUUAUGAUGGUGGGAAUGUUUCUCCCAGCUUUAUAUGUCGACCCAACCUACGCCAGCCUCGCACUCUCUCUUAUCCUCGCCGCGUUCCUGAUCCUCGACCUUCUCCGUGCGAGCCAACUUCCACCGCUAUCAAAACCAAUUGCCUCAUUUCUCGCCCCUUACGUGGAUGGCAGGGACUUUCGCGGGCCGGUUGUCAUUUCCCACAUCUUCCUUCUAAUCGGCUGCGCAAUCCCACUGUGGCUCUCUCUAGCUUCGCUCUCCCGCACGGGCAUAGGCUGCCUAUCAGGUUGGGAAGUGCCUACCAGAGACGUCAGCAUGGUAUCCGGCGUUAUAUGCGUUGGGCUCGGUGAUGCUGCAGCGUCACUGAUUGGCCGUCGCUAUGGACGCAGGAAAUGGCUCUGGGGCGGAGGGAAAAGUCUCGAAGGCAGUUUGGCUUUCGCUGUUGCGGUGUUUAUAGGUCUCGCUGCGGCGGCGACGUGGCUACGUGUUGGAGGAUGGCCGAUGACGGACGAACCGGCUGGGCUGUCUGUCAGUGUGCGGAAUGCGGGCAUCUGUGCGUCCAUGGGCAGUCUAACUGAGGCUGUUUUGACGGGAGGUAAUGAUAAUGUGAUUGUGCCUGUGGUGUUGUGGACGUGUGUGAAGAGUCUCGGUAUAUAA
Pochonia chlamydosporia 170 is the source of this 2652-nucleotide messenger RNA. Its product is annotated as phosphatidate cytidylyltransferase. Gene Ontology annotation, cellular component: endoplasmic reticulum membrane. The record is from RefSeq and is a predicted model, not a curated record. Gene Ontology annotation, molecular function: dolichol kinase activity. Bases 1 to 2652 code for a protein of 883 amino acids. Lineage: Eukaryota; Fungi; Ascomycota; Sordariomycetes; Hypocreales; Clavicipitaceae. The transcript is spliced from 2 exons. Gene Ontology annotation, biological process: dolichyl monophosphate biosynthetic process.